AUGGAGCCUAAGCAGAAUUACGCCCAGCAGCAGCAGCAGCAGCAGCAGCAGCAGCAGCAACAGCAACAGCAACAGCAAUCUGUGCCAACGCCUCCUCACCACCAGCAGCAGAAUGCGAAUCUCAACCCCCGCAGCCGAGACUGGCAGUUUGGCCUAUUCGACUGCUUCGCCGACAUGGAGGCCUGUCUAGUAGCCUGCUUUCUGCCAUGCAUGCGCGGGAGGGAGCCAGUCCACGGAAAGACGAUGGACCGUAUGCGUGACCCGUCGCUGCAGUCUCACGAGCCUCUGAACAAUGAGUGCCUGAUCUGGGGUGGCAUCCAGUGCUUUACCGGCUGCGGCUGUCUCUACAACAUGGUCAAGCGUACCGAGAUACGCGAGAAAUACGGCAUCGACGGCUCCGCUGGCUCCGACUGCUGCACGUCUUAUUGCUGCCUGUGCUGCGCGCUCAUCCAGCAGGAUCGCGAAGUCGCCCUGCGCGCCGGCCACUACGCGCCCGUCACCCAGGGAUACCAGGGCCAAACUCAGGCCAUGCAGAUGCCUGCUCCUGCUCAUCCUGCCGCUCACUCGGGCCCUCCACCUCAGCAGCAGUCGCCUCCUGUUCAACAGGCGUAUCAAUCUCCUCCGCCGCAAGGGUACCAGCAGCAUCAGCAGCAGCCCAUGCAGAGCGGUAUCCAGAACGCUCACGAGCAGGGCAUGCCUACUCAUCCCCAUGAAGGGCAAUACGCGCAGAAGCAGUAA
Metarhizium album ARSEF 1941 is the source of this 738-nucleotide messenger RNA. RefSeq names its product putative protein family Cys-rich. The coding region runs from base 1 to 738 and encodes 245 amino acids. The record is from RefSeq and is a predicted model, not a curated record. The transcript has 3 exons. Lineage: Eukaryota; Fungi; Ascomycota; Sordariomycetes; Hypocreales; Clavicipitaceae.